CAGGAAGUCCAUUAUCCCAUAUCAACUAAAAACUAUUCCAAUAUCAGAGUACGACAUCUCAUUGACAAAGCACUCCCUCGAAUCCCAUGGCGCAUGACUACCGGUCCCCACUUGACCACGAGAACAAAGAGCUGAUAAGGUUCGACAACCCGCGCCGUGAUCCCAGGAGAGCUCAUAGUAUAUUCUAUAUUCCACCGACCGAUGCGCCCGCAGACUACGUUAAUACCGCCACUGCCUUUCUCGAAGCCGAAUACGCAGACCCCAAUUCGCCCAUCCACCAAGAUCCUAAAUUACCAACCCCGCCGAAGUCUGAUAAAGCCCCUUCUAAACCUCUCAAAACAGUCGACGAUGUCUUCAAUGCCGCUCGGAUAUGGCUCAAGUGUCCCCUAGACCAUGCUAUCGUAAUAAGAUACCCUACCGAACUAGGGCAACGCAACGGCUACCUAGGUGACGGGUUGGUAACGCUAUACUACGAAAGUUUCACAAGGACGCACGCGCCGAAAAUGGUCAUGAUGAUCAAAUGGUUGAGUCCGCACGAACUGGCCAGUAUCGUCCAAGGCAAUGUGAUUGACCGACGCUACGUGGAAGAGGCAGAGGUGCUGGACUCCCGGUAUAUUGCUCUUUGCGAUUACGAACAUCUUGUGCUCUUGAACUUCGGGUCAUUUUCCGAGCCUCACGUGCUCCGUGUUACGGCUGUUCCAAGGGAUUCGAUGCGUCUGGCGUUUUUGGGCUUCCUACUUGAAGCAUGCCAUGCGGUAAUAGGCGAGCCAGGCCGCAGCCCCCCAUAGGUAUCUGAGAGUCCUCUCUUACUUUACAGAUACCAGAAAAAACCUGUGUGACAGGUAGAUGGGUGUGGUGAAUUGAUGCCACAGCGCAUGUCUGUGAUCCGCGAUGAAUUUGAGAUUCAUGCCAGUGCGAACGAUAAUUCGGGCAUUGCAAGCCAAGGACAGUAAUCUGGCCAGGUGAAUAUUGCCGCUAGGGAAAAUUCGAUACUUUCGAGACAUCCCUUUUAUGUGAAGUGCGAGAAUUCAGACCGUAGUAGGAGCGUUCCAUGAGGUAGUUGUAUAAGUUCCGAUUGUGACUGUUUUGCCCAGAAUGAUAUUCUUUCGAUAUCAACAAGUCACUCGAUUGACGGUACCCGCCGGAACUCUCCACGGCUCCGAUAGAACUAUACGCGGUAACGACAUGUAAUGGUGCAAAGUAUAUG
Alternaria alternata is the source of this 1207-nucleotide messenger RNA. RefSeq lists its product as hypothetical. The record is from RefSeq and is a predicted model, not a curated record. The transcript has a single exon. Bases 87 to 788 code for a protein of 233 amino acids. Lineage: Eukaryota; Fungi; Ascomycota; Dothideomycetes; Pleosporales; Pleosporaceae.